This is a messenger RNA of Camarhynchus parvulus, 836 nucleotides long. RefSeq names its product elongation of very long chain fatty acids protein 4-like. The transcript is spliced from 7 exons. NCBI's taxonomy places the organism in Eukaryota, Metazoa, Chordata, Aves, Passeriformes, Thraupidae. Gene Ontology annotation, molecular function: fatty acid elongase activity. Gene Ontology annotation, biological process: very long-chain fatty acid biosynthetic process; fatty acid elongation, polyunsaturated fatty acid; fatty acid elongation, monounsaturated fatty acid. Gene Ontology annotation, cellular component: endoplasmic reticulum membrane. The record is from RefSeq and is a predicted model, not a curated record. Bases 1 to 798 code for a protein of 265 amino acids.
AUGGCUUCAACUUGGCAGAAAACUCAGGAAUUCUACAACUGGAUUCUUGAAAGUGGAGAUCCAAGGACAGACCCGUGGCCACUGGUUUACUCCCCAGUUCCAGUCACUCUGAUCUUGACCUCCUAUCUCUUCAUGGUGGCACUGGGACCGUCCUGCAUGCGGCAGCGGCAGCGGCUGGAGCUGAGGGCUCCGCUACUCACCUACAACCUGGCCAUGGUGGCAUUAUCCAGCUACAUGUUCUAUGAGUUUCUGGUCACUUCAGUCUUGGCCAACUACAGCUACCUGUGCCAGCCAGUGGAUUACAGCCGGAGUGAGCUGGGAAUGAGGAUGGCAAGAGUGUGUUGGUGGUUCUUCUUCUCCAAAGUCAUCGAGCUGCUGGAUACGGUUUUCUUAAUUCUGCGCAAGAAACAAGAGCAGGUGACUUUUCUGCAUGUGUACCAUCAUGGCUCUAUGCUCUUCAACUGGUGGUCAGGGGUCAAAUACGUGCCUGGAGGACAAGCCUUCUUUGUUGGGAUGCUGAACUCCUUUGUCCACAUCUUCAUGUAUGGCUACUACGCCCUCGCCAGCCUGGGACCGCGGAUGCGCCAGCACCUGUGGUGGAAGCGUUACCUGACCAUCCUGCAGCUGUGCCAGUUUGUGGCCAUUGCUGCUCAUUCUUCCUACAACCUCUUCACAGAGUGCCCGUUCCCUGAUGGCUUCAACACUGCAGUCUUCCUCUACAUCCUCAGCCUCCUGUCUCUCUUCCUACGCUUCUACUAUCAGACCUACAUCAGGGGAAAGAGGGAAAAGCUGACUUGAAGGAAAUCAAAGAGGACAGAGAGCGCAGCCUGAUGAAC